Molecule: messenger RNA, 1998 nt
Organism: Drosophila ananassae
Lineage: Eukaryota; Metazoa; Arthropoda; Insecta; Diptera; Drosophilidae
Product: antigen 5 like allergen Cul n 1
Source: RefSeq, a predicted model, not a curated record
ACAUUAAUUAUGAUAUACGCUCGAUGACUCAAUUUCUUUUGGGCACUCAUGUCGUAUACUUCAUCGCAUUCGUUUCGCAUUAAAAGCAUUUUUGCGGCAGCAGCACCCGAAAUUUAAUUUCUUUUUUCCCUUCUGUCAUGGUUUUCAUUACCUUUUCCUGCAACAAUUUGUGUUGCUGAUUUCCCCAUUGGAUUUUUGGUGCGGGGGCUGCGUAAUUAAUUCGGAUUCCAGCAGUGUAUGGCGGUAUGGGAAUAUGUGAGCCAUCAGCCGUCAAAUAUGUGAAUAUGGCAAUCGAUAUGACAAUUUGGUGCAUCCAUUUUCAGUAACUAAUUGGAAGGUAAAAGCUCUGGGGAAGUCGAAACAUUGUAGUGGCGUUUGUAUGGCGAAUAUAUGGCGCUUUGAUUGCUGGCAUUGAAAAAUUCCAUUUUUUAACUAGAAUUGAAAAUUUGUACCAAUUUCAGCAGCCUAACGAUAUAUUGAUGCUUGAUAUACUAAUAUUUAUUUCACUAUUUAAAUUUUAGUUGGAAUUUAUACAUCAUGGCAACGAACAUAUCUAUGAAGAUAAAAUAACUCUUUGAAAAAAACUUAACGCUAAAAGUUUACGAGACAAUUGUUGUCAGCACAAAAGAAGACAAUUAUGGGGUUCUUUUUUCUUUUAAUUUCCUCAUUAAGAGAAAAUACAGAACUCUGUCCGGCACUUAAAUCGUUUUCAUGAAAGACUGACUGACCUCUUUAUUGUUUGGUUUCUUCAUAAAUUAUGCUAAUUUUAGGGAAACUUAAAUUAAACUCAAGAAUGGAAAAAACUAUUCUCAACUUCUUACUUAAUUGAAACUCCCAGUAGAUAGAGAACACACAAAACUAAAUUUCUUUUAAGCUGACAAGGCUCGUCUUAUAUUUUUUCUUACUAUUUAAUUUGUUCCGAAUAAUCGAUUUUACCCUAAAGAGGCGUUCAAAUUGAAAGCGGUUACUAAAUGUUUACGCCUCGGCAGUAAGAGCUUAGACCUUAAACAGGCCAAAACCGCAAUGAUCUGGAGCUGAAUGUUGCCCACAAUCGCCUUGUGGCAUGCCACUGAUGCCAAUAAGUGGUGUUCCAAAAGAUUAUGCAACGGCAAACACACACUAUGCCGGGAUCAUGGGCGAUAUUAUCCGACAUGUCCCUCACAUGCCACGUCCAGGAUAAGAAUGCAACAGGACUUUAAAGAUAUGAUUGUAAACAAACAUAACGAUUAUAGAAAUAAGUUUGCCGGGGGACUGGCAAAUAAUACGAAAGCAGCCAGAAUGCCGUUUAUCAAAUGGGAUGAUGAACUUGCCGCAAUUGCCGAUAGUUUGGUGCGACGCUGUCAGCCCUCAAGGGACAAAUGUGCAGUUUCCGAAAAGUAUUAUCAUUCUGCGGAAGUCAGUUUUGCGCUAGAAAAGUAUUAUUGUAUGACUACGAAGAAAGCAGCUCUUAAGAAACAACUGAAUACAUGGUUCGAUCCAUUAAAUCACCUGGAUAAGGCACCUAAUCUUUAUUUUACAACAAACGCUAAAAAUUUAGGCCAUUCAAUUUACUACUAUCAGGUAUUGAGAGAUCGAGCUAAUCGCGUGGGCUGCGCCCUGGUGGAAUAUAUUCGACCAGCUCUUGUCCAUCAACUGCUCAAGUGCGUCUACAACUGCGGAGUGACUCCUUGCUAUGAGGAGCUCAAUCCUGUUUACGAGCACACAAAUAAUAAGGCAGGCGAGGCCUGUGAGACCGGUACACACGAUGUUUACACAAAUCUCUGCUCCGCACGGGAGCCUAUGAAGCUGUGCGGGGACUCCUCCGAACUGCCAAGCACAAAUCCAACCAUUCCACCCUACGGAAAUGAUUUCUUGGAUUGGACGUUGCCUCCGAUUCCUGCUAAUCCACCAAUUCCACCAGGUGACGAUAAAUAGAUGAGAAAUGAAAGAUGAAAAAAAUACCUUUGAAUGUAAUACAUCAAACAAAUUUUCCAUAUUAGGUUCGAAAUAAAACGAAAA